CGUAUACACAGCACAGUGUUCGUUCGCUAGAGACAGUCAGCAGUAGACAAUGGCUGAUGAUAAUGUUGAAGAAUUUUUAGAAGAUGAAUCUUUAUCAGAAAAAGAAUUCCACCUACAAAAUCCUGAUGUUGUUAUAAGGGGGACAACUCUUAGACACUCUGCUACAACAGAUACUUUAGAUUCUGUAUAUCUAGAACCAACAGCAGCUGAGGAAGACGUUCAAGAUAUUAUUACAGCCAUACCAGAUUUAGUUAAAGAAUCUACAGACAGUGAUUCUGCCUCAGGUAUUCUGGAUGAAAAACUAGAGACAGAAACAAGUGAUGUGGGACAGAAGGUGACAGAUCAAAUGCCAGGUCUAGCUGAAGAACUAAAACACACUGAUAAGGCUCAGGGCCAAUUAAAUAUUAGUAGUUAUUUUGCUGACCAGAACUCACUUGAUGACCCUUUCAACAGCUCAGCUUUUGUUAAUGUGUCAACAGAAGAUGCUAAUCAAACAGAAGAAAAGAUUCUGGAAGAAAAUGUGUUUGAAAAUUUUGUUGAAGAAGAAAGCAGUGUACACCAACAUUUAGAAUCCAGACUCUCUCAUGAAGAACCAGAAAGUGUUGACUUUCAGGUUGAAAGUGAUGUAAAUGUGAUGGAAGCCUCAUUACAAGUGAUUGAUGACAAAGAAGAUUUUGAAAUGUUUACAGCAGAAAAUGACCCUGAUCCUGAAUUCACAGAGUAUGGUGUGUCUCCUGGAAGUAGUUUACUUUCAGAAAGAAUACAUCAGAUGCACCUGUCUGAAUCUGAUCAGAAUGAACCAGAACAAUCUGGAUUUGUCGGAAGUAUUGACAGGCAACUGUCGUCUGCUAGUCAUCAUUCUAUUGGCAGUGAACCAAUAAUAUCUCCAUUACCAGUGUCACAGUUUUCUUCUAACCAGUUUUCUCCUUUUGCUACACCAACACAUCAACCAGUACCACUACCACCUGUACCAUCAAGUCAACUACCAAGUCAGCCUACACCAACACAUCAAAAAGUGCAUUCACCAUUGGCUAACAUCCCAUCAAGUCAACCCCUAGGUCAGCCAACAGCUGAGAUUAACCCAUCAUUUGAAACAGCAACUCAAGUAAUAUCAACUGAAGUACCCUUAAAAACACCACCUCACACUACAGCAUUCUCAGAUACAAUUGGAGAGGACUUGUUUCUGUCAAGUAUUCAGAUGAGUGAUUCAGAUCGCCAACAUGAUGCUUGGCUACCAGGAGAUCAUACAAACUUCACACCUGUAGCAGAAAAUCUUAGUACACCAGGCUUGGUAGUCAAUGAACCUCAGGGUGAUCCAGUGAGAGAUUUAGUAUAUCGUUAUAUGGGAGAACAGGAAGCUAUAAAGAGACAGGUGCUGACUGUAGACAGUGUUACACAAAAUAUAGAAGGACUCCAAAAAUUAAUUGCUGGAGGUUGUUACAGAUCAGCCGUAGAUUUAACAGGGAGGUUGUUGACAGAGACAGGACAGGGUCCAGACCAAGUAGGACAGAUCACCACUCAUACAACUCAUUCUUUACAAUUAUGGUUUUGUCGCUUUGCCUUGCUGAUGAAGUUGAGAUAUUAUAGUAUUGCUGAAUCAGAAUUCCAAGCAUUCCAGAAUCUAGAUACUCCUGAUCUCUACUAUGAAUAUUAUCCUAGGAUGUAUCCAGGCAGAAAAGGUUCAAUGGUCCCUUUUGGUAUGAGAAUAUUACAUGCUGAAUUACCACAUUAUUUAGGCAGGUCACAUGAAGCUUUAGAUAGACUAUACUAUGUAUUAGCUGUAGCACAAAAGAUUUUGAUAGAUGGUUUGGCUGAAGAUGGAAGUACAGUAGAGAUUACUCCAGAAAGUAGAAAAGUUUCCAAGGAAUUAUGGCAGGAAAGAGAAAAACAAGUAUUAUAUAUCAUAGGGAAUACAUUCCUAGCAAUUAAGGACUAUGAAGCUGCUGUGAGUGUAUAUGAUUCUAUAUUGAGUAAAGAUUGUUCUUGUAAGGCUGACCUACUAAGUGGCAUUGGAAGAAUAUACUUACAGAUUGGUAACGUACCAAAAGCCAAAGACUGUUUUAAACAAGCAGAAGUAUUGUCUGAUAGUCAAGAUAAAUAUGUUAAAUGUAGGAAUUUUAUAAAUAGAGGUUUAGAGGGCAUGUGUUUAAACAACUUUUCAGAAGCAUUCCAGAGUUUUAAGAAUGCUGUUGAAUGUGAUCCAAAAAAUUCCUCAGCUGUUAACAAUAUGGCUGUUUGUUCCUUGUAUGUUGGAAAGUUAAUGGAUGCUUUGAAGAGUCUGGAAGUCUUAGUUCAUGAAGAUCCUGAGAGGAAUUUACAUGAAGGAGUUUUAUUUAACUUGUGUACUUUAUAUGAACUAGAAUCAUCAAGGGCUUUACAUAAAAAACAAGCAUUACUGGACCUGGUCAGUAGACAUAAGGGUGACGGAUUUCCUGUUGCUUGUUUGAAAAUGGCUUGAACUUUGCACCAUAUACUGACUGCUUCAUAGGAUGUGGACAGUACCUGCUGAAAAUAACUGGCUAGUGUUUCACAAAGCAACAGUAUGAUUUGAAUUCAAAAAUCUUUUAAUUUAAAUCGAGUGUUUUUAAGUUAUCUACUUGUAAAGGAUGCAAUUGCUUUGAGGAACAGUAUCCUGUACAUUAUAAUAAAAAGGGACCAACUUAUGUUAUAACAUAUUUAUUUUUCUCAAAUCACAGUUCUGUUUGCAUCAUUUAGGUAACUUCCAACGUACAAGAUUUAAAGGAUAUUUUCUACCAUAUAUUUUCUUUGGAAUAUCUUGAAAUCAAGUUAUUAUGAUUAUAAAAAAAACAUCUGACAAUACAUCGUAUAAAGGACCAAACUUUUUUCCAGAUUAUUUUCAUGGAACCCAUUUGUUACAUAAAUGACAGGAGAUUUUGAUGAGUAUUACUCAAUGAAACCUAAGUCCACAAACAUAAUUACACCCAAGUCAUCUAAGAGUUUGACUAAAGGUCUUUAAGAUAGAUAAGUGUCUGUACCAUGUGUCAAGCUCUCUUAGUCUAGACAAUUGUGUUUGAAUAUUAAUACAGAGAGUUGCCGUAAACACCUUUUAUCUAACAGAAAAUAAAAGUAAUAAAUAAACAAAGAUAAUAAUAGACAAGAUUUCUGAUAUAGGUCAGAAACAUUAACAUGUUUUGAUGUUAAUCUAAUGUUUUGACUACUCAAUCCUCUACCUUUUUAUUCCAAUCAGUGGUAUGACAAACGGUACAGAGGAAUAGACAAUAAAAGCCAGUUCCGAAUAAACACUUAAUUACAUCAAUAUAAACAACAAAAACAAAGCUACAAUUAACUCUUGUAGUCUCGAACUUGGUUGACUUGAAAUUUCGGAUGAGCCAAAAUUUUCCCGUUGUCCCGAACUUUGUUCCAUAUAAAUAUAUGUAUUUUGACUCCUACUGAGGCGAAAUUUUUGUUUACCCGUAACAUUUAUGGUUCCAAGGUUAACAUGCAUUUAAAUUACAUUUUUUAUCUGGAACAAAUACAUAUAUGUGUCAAAACAUGACCUCAGGGAUUUAAAUGGAUUGACAAGGUAAUCUGACAACUUUGAUCCUGAAAAUUAAUAAUAUUAAAGCGAUAUGUUGUUGUGGAUUAUGAAAUAUGAUUUUAAAUGUUUUAUAUAAAUUAACGGUAAUCAUUCAUUAAUGAGCUUGGUUGUGCAUGAAGUGAUAAAAACUACUCAAUCAGCGUCUUUAAUCUUUUAUAUUUUCUUUUGCGGAAAAAGGACGAAAUAAUAGACAAUGAAAAGAAGUCUUAAUUUUCACAAAUUUCUUUAAAAAGAAAUAACUUUGAGAACAAAAAAAGAACAUAUAAUAUUAUUAUAAUAAUAAAAGACCAUUCAUAUGUGUACAGAUACACCGAUCUCAGACCAGACUAUGGAUCCCCAUAUUCAUCUGUAUUUAUUUUAGCCUUACCAAGCUUAGCAAGAGUUGUGUCCCUUGGUCUGUCAGACUUCCGGUAUUCAUUUCAGUCGCACUACAGGUAUCUCGAAAAUAUUUCUCUGGUCCAGCUGACUUCAAGAUAACAAGAGUCGACUGUCUAAGUAAAACAGUACUAGUAAUAACAAAUCAAAUAAUGUUCUUAGUUACUGAAGCUCAAAGUUCUUAAACUGAUGAUCUUCUAAUAUCAGCUGUUGUACUGACAUAGAUUUAGUACAGCAAUGUCAUGAACAGUACAGAAAAAACAAAAUUUUGUGCAAUGCUUAGAUUAAAUAUGUGUUUGUAGUAUUUUAAUAAGUCUUCUUUUAAACAGUCAAAAGGUAAAUUGAUAUUGAAUUUCAAAAUUAAAAGAUGCAAAGUAACAGAAUAAUAAUAAUCUUUAUCAAUGUAUUUAUUAAGCUAAAAAUAGAGAAAGUUUUGGUCAAUAUGCAUGGGUCAUAUUAUCUGAUGAAUAAGACUUUUCAUGACCAAAACUUUUUAGCUAGGUUUCAGACAUUUCUUACAACAUUAGUAACUUAAAACAAAAGAACUUGUCUAAAUAUUCAGAUAUUAUUUGGAUUUAAUUAUUAAUGAAACAGAUUGUUGUUUUGUGACAUGAAAAUUUGAAUAAUGGUACGGAACCAUAUUGUUUUACAAAAAAAAUCAUGAGAUAAUUUCUUAAAUGAAAUCUAAAUGAAUGAAGUUUAGAGAAUGAUUUUUCAAUAGGGACAGUGCAAUAAUUUUCUCACAUUAUUUUGUUUGUCUUAUUUCAGUUUGUUUUAUUGUGUUUUGCAUUGUGUGCAUUGUAUUUAAUUAAAAAAAAAUUAUAUGCAUUUAGAAAUAAAUUAUUAAAACAUU
This is a messenger RNA of Mytilus californianus (California mussel), 4787 nucleotides long. RefSeq names its product trafficking protein particle complex subunit 12-like. Bases 50 to 2458 code for a protein of 802 amino acids. The transcript is spliced from 14 exons. Lineage: Eukaryota; Metazoa; Mollusca; Bivalvia; Mytilida; Mytilidae. Gene Ontology annotation, cellular component: Golgi apparatus; TRAPP complex. The record is from RefSeq and is a predicted model, not a curated record. Gene Ontology annotation, molecular function: protein binding.